AUGCAACGAUUUUUCAAGUUGGAAACUUAUGUCGGAAAAUUGCUUAUGAGUUAUCUCAAUAAAUAUGUAAAACUGCGUGAAGAUCAAUUCGCAAUGUCUAUAUGGGAUGGUGAUCUUAUACUAACCCAGUUAGAUUUACGAUUAGAUUUUCUGGAGGAUAUUAUUCCUUUUCCAGUCAAUUUUCGUUCUGGUCGUGUACAUGAAUUACGAAUUCAUGUACCAUGGACUAAGCUGAAUUCUGAAUGUAUUGUUAUCUCAUUGCAUACUGUAGAAUGUAUUUUUGGUUUGAAAAAACGUGACGUCAAAAGAAACAAUCAAAAUAAUCAACUUCCAAGUAAUUUUGCCGAUCUUUGUACAUAUAAAAGUCAAUCUAUGCCAACAAAUGUUCCACCUGGUUAUUUAGAGGUUUAUAUCCAUAGACUUCUUUCUAGUAUACAUUUUGUUGUUCACAAUUUAAACUUAAAAUUCAUCGAAGAAGACAUAGUAUUGUCGGUUAGUGUGAACAAGGCUGAUUCCUUUGUAACUGAUUCUAACGGCAAUCCUAUUUUUGCUGAUAUAAAUCCUCGUUCUACCUAUGCAAUUCAUCGUCAUGUGCAGUUUUUUGACCUCACUGUAUGCCUUGAUCGUGCUGGACCCAAUGGUUACGUUGAAGUUUAUGAAGAUCCUAUAGCCUACCGAUUCAGUAUGUCAUGUUUCCUCCAAGUUGUUUGUAUACCAAAUGCUAAAUCAUCAUUAAUUAACCAAACAGUGCUGACUAAUUUGAAAAUACAUUGUCAAACGUUUGUUGCGCAUAUUAGUCCAGCUCAGAUUCCUUUACUAUGCAGACUUAUACAAGUUCUUCUGAGUGUAAGCACGGAGACAUUUGACUGGUCUAUCUUAGACUCUAGUUCAAGUGACAAUACAAAGAUUGAAACAGGUAGUUCAGAUAAUUCCUCUACACAAAUUGGUGAAUUAAACAAUGAAACUGACAAAUCAGAUACAGAGACACAAUCUUGGGCAUCAUGGGUUUGGUCGUUUGUUCCCACCAUUCUCCCAAUGAAUGAAGAUUCGGAUGAAUCAGAUAGUGAGUCUAUAGAUAACUACACAAAAGAACCUCAGCUAGAUACUGAGUGUUUAAAACAACUCAUACAGUGUAUCUUAGAGGAUACAUAUGAACAAGAAGUUGCCACACAGUUAUCAGUUCAUGAUCCCAGUUAUGAUGAGGCAUCGAGUCCUUCAAAUGUUCAUUAUACACCUCAUUUAAGUGAUACACGUUCUUCUGAGGAGCUUGGUGAUAGCACAUCGCAACCGAAGAUUCACAGGCCUAGUAGAGAGGAGUAUUCGCAAACAAGACGUCGAAAAAUUAGACGUCUUCGCCGUUCUGCCUCAAUGGUUCCUGUCUUCAUUAUUGGAAUUUAUUUCGAUAAAAUUGAUUUAAAUAUUUCUCUGCCAAGUCCUAGAGGUUUCUCCUGUCCAUCUUCAAAUUCAGGUAUUCGAUCACGCCGUAGCAAACGUCAAUUUCAUCAUUCUAUGCCAGCAAUAAAGUUUGAGUUAACUGACAUUGCCUUCCAAAUAACAUUACGUGAUGUAUACUUUCGUCUUGUUCAACUUGGAAUUCGUGGAUUUCAUUGUUAUCCUGUAGGAUGUGUUUGUUGCUGUGGACAGUCGGAGUAUGCAAACAAUUCACAGUGUGAUACUGUUCAUAUUUCAGCAGUUGAUAGUCUCAGUUCUGGUAGUGCGAAUGUAUCAAAAUGUUCUGUAUCGAAGGCCUGUACCUAUGAUGAUAAUCCUGAUAGAAUCCAACCGAAUUUCAUAUCACUUGGAUGUUAUCCGAUAAAUUCCAAUGCGUCGUCUUCAUCGCUGUCAUCAUCGGAAUCUUUUCUUCAUCCACGGGAAAUAUUUUAUUCAGCUGUUUCAUCACAACAACAUUCUUAUAGUGGUGGAAGUGAUAAUACUUUACAUACCAACGAUAAAUUAUCUGAAUUUCAAUAUUCACCUAUUUUAACGCUAAGUGAUUAUAGCAAACAUUUAAUAGAUAAAGAUGUACGCAGGCAUUAUCCAGCCAUUUGGUUUGAUUCAUUAUGCUCGCUUAGCUUGGAUGAUUCAAAUGUUACACCUUCAGAUAUUCCAUCUGUUCGUCAACAUCAAGUGAACGGUGUACGAGAGUAUAUUUAUAACCGUUGUCUACUUGGUUCGUAUUCAGUAGAAGUAUCACCGAGUUUAAUUCAUCGUUUGGGAGGUUUAGUAAAUGCCUAUAAAAUUUCUCAUCCAUAUCCUCCAUGUUCAAUUACAAUAGAAGAUAUCAAUUCUGCAUCCACACCGAAUGAAAUGUCUUUGUCACGUUAUUCACAGCAUAUUCCAAUGUGUAAUAUACAAUUGGAUAUAAGCGCUGGAACAAUAUCUGUAAAUACUUCUCAUAAUUUUAACAGAAAUAACUUAUCUCCUCAGCUACAAAUUCACUUAGAGAAUAUAUCCUUAUUCAGUCGGGCACCUGUAUACCCCUAUGAUAUUGUUCAGCUUAUUACGCGUUUAAACAUCCCACCGUAUUUAUUUAAACGUAGUUAUGAAUUUAUCCAAUUGGAGUUAUGUAAUCCAACUAAACGCGUCGAUGAUUGGUUACAAGAUAUACACUCAGAUGUAUUGAAUAUGUCAAGUAAUAAUAAAGAAUGGAAUAAACAGUUAAUAGCUUAUUGUUAUAACCGAACAAUUGUCCAAUUCACUGGAAUAUCUGUUGAUCUAGUCAGGAAUGCUCAUGUGAGCCACCAGUCUUCCACAAAUGCACAAGUCACCUCCACUACUACUGCCACAACUGCCAAUAAAUCUAACGAUAAUGUGACUAUUUUUAAAUUGUCUAGUCUUGAGUGUAUGUUUUGGUCAUUGAAUUGUCCCCAGCUAUGGAGUUCACCUUCUCUUAGUCAUUUGGAGUAUCGAUUGACACUGGCUAACACAAUGGAAAUGUACCUUUCUUUACAAUGCAUUAAUUACUUAUCAUAUAUUUUGGGUGAAUUGUUCCAUCAACUGUUUCAUUUAAAAGCUUAUUGUUAUUCUGAGGAUAUACAGCUUUCUUUACCUCCAGUUUAUGAAUAUCAGUCAGAAAAUGAUUCUCAUUCAGCUGCUAAAACCUCAUGGAUAUGGUGUACAAAAAUUCAUGGAAUUUCUAGAUUUCGUUUAUGUCUUACAAAGUGUGUGUCUAUUUUACAAAUUAGUCUGGAAACAAAUUUAUUAAUGUAUUUGAAUUGUUUAAAUGAAAAGAGGAGAAUAUGUCCAAUUGUGGAAAGAAGCGGUGACAAGUCAACUGAGCAUAAAACUUCAAUGAAACCAUUGUUUUGUUUAGCUGUUCAAAUCCCAUAUUUACAUGAUUUAUCGUCUACUGCGCCCAUCAUUUGUCAUGCAUAUUUAAACAAAAUUGAUUGUUUAAUUACACGAGAAUUAUUUGAAUGGUUUUCGUAUUUAGCUCCACCAAAUACGAAUUAUGAAAUACAAUCGUAUCAUCAUGAGUGUAAUGAAUGUGUGAAUAAUUCAAUUGAUGAAUCAUUCAUCGGGAUGAAAACAUCAGAUUUUACAAAAAAAAAGCAUCAGUUAAAUACUCGUUCACAAAGUGGUUCUGAUAUCAGCUCUAAAGAGUUAAUCAAAGCCAAUAUUAUUGCUUCUUCGUUUUCUGCAUACUCUGUCAUUUCACCAGCCUACUCAUUCGCUAUCGGGAAUAUGGCUCAAUGGAAAGAAGUUUGGAAACGUUUAGUUUAUUGUGAAAAGAUAUUACAGAAUGCUAAAAUUCAGAUUCUUACCAAACACCUAAAGAUAUAUACAUUAGUGUGUCAAUGUCCAACAACAUUUUCCUCCUUUGCUGAUAGUAUAAAUCAUCAAUAUCUUGAAGAAUUAUUAAAACAAUUUGAAGAUAUUUCUAUGCUGUUCAAUUUCCCUCAAUUGUAUGCAUCAAAUUAUAAUUGUAAUACAGAAGAUCUAACUAACAAGGAACAAGAUGGUGAUGAUAUUGUUCUGAGUAAUUGUUUAUGGUCAUGUGGACUGUUUGAAUUGCCUAUGUUGAUAAUGCUGAAACAGGAGAGCAAUACUACACCACAAUCGACCGCUAUUCACUGGAGUAUAUCAGCUAGUCAGGCAUAUUUACUUAUGGAAAAUAGUUUAAUAUUUGCUGGUCAAAUGUCAAUCAGCUUAGAUGCGAAUCAUAAGAAAGUAAAUGAUCUGAGUCUAGUGAAUAAUAAUGACACGUUGUCUACUUCUAAUCAAAUGACGCCCGGUGAUAAGACUAAUUCAAUGGCUAUAAAUGUACGAGUUAAUAUUGAAUUGGAUACUGGUCAUCAAUCGAGUUAUUUAUCUAGUGAAAAUUAUAGAGGUGUGGAUUUUAAAGUUUUAAAUCAUAUGGUCAAUGUGGUCAGAUUUUGUUAUGACAAUUUAUCCAGUGUUGUUAUUCCCAAGCUUUUGGAUUUUUCAACGACAGUGUAUAAAAACACUACUUCUACUAGACUCUUAUCAAGAACAUCUUACAGUAGGAAUUCAAAUCCAAGUUGUAAUAGCAAAUUAUUGCCCAUAACUGCUGCUCAUUCACCUCCGUAUACUUCUUCAUUGAAUAGUAUCUCUAUUCUAGAAGAAUCAUCUACUGAUAUACCAACUAUUGUGUAUAAAUCUCUACUAACUCAUCCACACGGAAAAAUGAAAGCUACUCGAACCACAAUGAAUUAUCCAUCACCUCAAAUGAGUAGUUGUUGUUAUUCAACUAAGCUGAAAUAUUCAGAAAAUGAAGAAUUGUCAACAUCAAUUCCACCGUUUAGUAUUACUCUACACGUUCAGUGUAGUUUGUCUAGUGUUAAUGGUGAAAUCAACUUGUCACAUUCCACUCCGAUAAAUAAUGAUCAACCUGUUUUGCUGCAUUGGUCUAUUGACAAUGUCCAGUUGAUACUUGAAAUAAAAAAAGAAUGUUGUUCAAUUGAUUUUCAAGUCGGUGCAUUCUCAGCUUUUAUACAAAAAUCAACAGAAAUGAAGAUCCCGCUAUUUACUUUAUUGGAAAAAGACAUUCAACCGCUUCAACUUCUUCAACCUCACAUCAAUUUAACGUAUAACUCUAACAAUGAAGACGACCGUGGUAUUCAUCCUAAAGUCCAGUCGAAUGACUAUGCUAAAUCUUCAUGGUUCGAAGAAAACUAUAUACCCUUGAUCCCUUUAAAUGCUCGUAAACGUCACUGGUUGAAUUCAACUCGCCAGCGACAUGAAGACAAAUCAAAUAUUGGACAAUACUUUCUGCGUAUAGUAAUGACACGCACCUGUUCAAAGUUUAAUAGUACAUCGGAUUACUAUUCUGCAUCUCAAUCAGAUUUAUCUGUAAUGCUUGAUAACAACACCUCGUGUAGAGUAUACAGUGUGCACCCGGAGAAUCAUGUUAAUAUUAAUGUUCAACCGCUGGAUAUUGUAAUUAUUCCAGAAGUGCUUCAUGAAAUCACAGAAUUCAUUAGCAACUGUUUCGACUAUAAAGGAUCACUUGUUGUUGUUGAUGUUGUCGGAGAUUCUGCUUCACCUGAAUCCUAUUCAGUUAAGAAAGAUGAUAUAUGCAUGGGGUCGAUUCUCAGUGUUAAUUCAUUACCAGUUAUUAAUGCUACUAUUGAUUCAUUUCGAAUGUUCUAUGUAUUAUCUGGACUAUCUGAAAACAAACAAAGCGUAAAAUAUCCAAAUGCUUUAAUGUUAUCGUGUGAUUUUAUUCAAGUUAAACCGUUAGUAGAAAAUUUCAUUGAAAGACCAGUAUGGUGUACCAGUGAUGAUACUAUCCCGUUGGGGAAACAACAACCGUUCGCCUCUAAGCCUAUUGUAAUUCCUUAUGAUAAACAAAUCAGUUUACUGGCUAAUUCUAUAAAUAUUCUAGCAGUACCUUUCAAGUUUAUGUGUAAUGUAAAGCCUGAAAGUGAUUAUAAUUCAUCUGUGUCAAAUCCUAUUGCUCAGAAUCCAGCCAAAGAUUGGAAUCGUGUAGCUUCUUAUAGUGAUAUAGAUGAUCCACUCUAUGGUUGGUCAAUUGUACAUUCAUUUGAUAUUUCUGUUAUCUUUGCACCUGCCUAUGGGAAAUAUGAAAAUUCUGAAUCAUACAUCUACGGUGGAUAUUCUAUGGAGUUUUCAGUAAUGAAUGAUUUAUUAAUAUUGGCUGACUGUGAUCUUAUCUCGUAUCUUGUACAACUGAUUCCUCCGGUCACUUCCAAUUGUCAUGCACAAAAAUCAUCAUCUUCACCACCGCCAGUAGCAGCACAAACACCGCAACAAUCUUUAUUACCAAGUCUUUUUGAAAAAUUACUUUUCUCUAAUGACCAUGACGAUUGUUUACUGUCAACUCCUAGUCGUUUGUUUAUCACUACUCGUCAAAUUAACUUUCUUGCAUGGAAAUCAACCAGUCAAGGGGAUAUCAGUGGAAAAGAUGCUUUAUUAGCUGUAUUUACUAGCCAAAUUAGUCAACCACAUAUCAUUUUAAAUUUUGCUGGUACCGGGAAUCGCAAUGCUUCCGAUCAUUUUGAAUUUUCAAUGAAUAGUUUACAAGUAGACUGUCGACUGGGUCAAUUGAAAUCCCCGUGUUCUCAAUGUAAACCGAUUGUAAUCAAUAAAUUUAGUGAAGAAAAAUACCAGAAAGAACCAUGUAUUAUAUUUAUUCCAUGUGAAAUUGAUACAAAAGUGUUAACAUCAUCAAUGGAUAGAGUGAUGAACCCUAUGCAGUUGUGCAGUUCACUGAUAUUUUGGCAUUCUGAUAAGCGUAUAGUUAAUUCAAGAACUGGUAUUAUCCAACCGUGUCUAUCUAUCACAUUUCAUCGACCUUCUCGAUCUGACUAUUUAUCUACAGUUGUUAAUCCUAUGUCAAACAAGCGCAAUCGCUUCAAUGUCUGUUUCAAAGUUGGACAGGAUCAAACGUUAUGCAUCCGACCAGAUACACUUUCAGCUGUUUUAUAUUUCUGUAAAUUCUUCCAUGAAUUAUUUGAAGUUAGCAGUAGUUGUCUGCCAAACGAUGAAAUCAACAGGUGUCGUAAUAAUGCAGAUUUACUGACUUCAUCAGUUGGAUCAUCGUCAUCGUCAUCAUCCACUGCAAGAUUUAUUCAUCUUCUACACGCUUAUCUUGAGAAGAUUAACAUAGAAACUAAUAGUAUUCGAAUUAAAUUACAGUUUGAGGAGACAAACAACAAAGUUAUUGAUUCCCGUGUAUUAGAAUUCAAACUCAAACAUCUUUCAACUGUGAUACACUUAUUAAACUCAACCAUCUGUGAUACAUUAACAACUUCAACUGAAUAUUUUUCAAGUUUAUCUGGUUUAUCAUUAAUUUGUCGUUCAGUUGAAAGUAAUUCACUAAUAUUCAGUAAAAUAAAUAAUCGCGGUAAACCAGUGUAUUUAAUAUGGCCUAAUACAUGUCUAACUGUUGGUGGAUUAAUCAAUACAAAAUACUGUGUGCAUAAUCUUAAUCAUGAGUACUUUACCUACUCAUUUGAUAAGGUCACUAGUCAAAUUCAAUUCAAUUCUAGUCUAUUAAUUCACUUACCUAUGCAUGGUUACAUAAAUGAUUACAUUAAGCUAAUUCUUAUAAAAGUUACUCAUAUUAUAAAAUCAAUUCAGAUUUGUAACAAGCUUUGUUUUAAAUCGUCUGUUCAAUGUUUCAAUAAAAAUGAUGAUAGUAGGUGUAUACAUUGUUCAACUGAUGAUGAUGAUUGUGUUAUAAUACACAAUGAUGAUUUGCGUAGAAACUUUACUCUGUCGAUGUCAUCAUCGACAUCCUCCAGUCAACUUAUGUCAACAAAACCUGAUGAUAUUGAUCGUGAUCGUCAUCAAUCUCAUCCAUGUUAUCCUUGGGUAUUGAAUCAAAAAUUAUGGGAACAAUCACCUUUACAAGGUCAUCGUUGGCCAUUACAAAAUGAAAUUGUCUACUGUAAUAAUCUUUCAAAUGAAUUCAGUAUCGACGAAGAGGAAAAGGAAGAAGAACGAUUACGUAAUCCACAAUGGUUAGGUAUAACAUGGAUGCAUCCUGAGGCGUGUAGACCGAAUUAUUUAAGAAUACUGCCUAUACCAUUUGAAUUAGUCUCGUCAAAAUUGAAUAAUAUUAGUGAUAAGUAUUCACCGAAUGGAUUUGAGCUUCAGUGUUACCUACAAUACUGGGAUCCAUUUCAUCAGUACAAUGGAAGUUUCAUAACAUACUGUUCCUUCAUUCUGAGUGAUAGUCAGAUCAAUGAAUAUGAUUUAUCAAAAGUGAAUUUAUUCAACCAAUACGGAGUUGUUCCCUCGACAAUUCAGACAUACCAACAAGUUAGUAAUUGUCAAAAUAAUGCAAACGUUUUUGAUUCUACAACAGGCAACAUAUCAAAUUCUUACGUUGAAAAAGAAAAGAGGAAAGAUAGUGGUGAUUAUUCCUCGGAUUUACUGUCCUCUAAUUUACACUUCUCAGAAAAUAAUACUAAUAACGCUUCAAUGCAUCCAUAUAAUACAUCUAAUCAACCAGUGUCGGCGAUUUGGCGAAUUCUUGUUGAUUUACGAAUACGUCCUGGCUCUGGCAUUAUUAAUCCUUCAAUCAAUGAAAACUUUCCCAUUGCAUUAGCUGAUUUGACACCAAUGAUUUUAAUUGGUGCUAUUCACAUGAAUACGGUGCACUAUCCAAAUAAUUGUCAUCAUCCACUUGAGAAUUCUUUGAUUGUUAGAUGUCAAAUUCCAAAUAUCACAGUCUCAUUAGUUGAACAUACGCAGUCAGAACAUGAUAACAUUGGUGGUUUUGAAUUAAGUCGAUUCUGUGUUGAUAAGGUAGACUUCCUGUAUCUGUCAAAUAUGUCGUCCUCGAUGUCUGUCAACUAUCCUUCGAAUGCUGACAUUCAUUUUCGGGCUGGCAAGCAUACCCUGCUAACAGCUGAUGUCAAUUGGGCAAGACUUCAACAAUCUAUUGUCGGUGAGAGUUUCUCAUGUCAUGCUUUGUGUAAUCAAAACAUGAAUAUUCUCUACAGAUCACUGAGUGUUUUUAUUAGUUCAGAUCGUUUAAUCAGUAUGGGUCUAUUGAAGCAAAGAUUACAAAACUAUACGAGAGAAUAUUUAAGUAUUCUUGAGAUUAUGAGUAGAUCACGAAAUGAGAUGAACAUAUCAGAAUGUGAUAGUGAUAAUUACAGUAAUUCUAUAUCAUCAAAUGAUCACUCACCACUUGGUUGGACUAUAGUUAAUAAUACAAAUAAGUCUAUCAUUCUGGAUCAACUGCCCUUAAUCAAAUAUUCCUCUGAGGAGGGUGGUACACCAACAAUAUCCAAUUCUGAAGAUCUCAAUCCAGUGAAUAGUUUAUUUGAUAUAUCAAUUAAGCCUAGAGAAUGUGUUAACUGGAGGCCAAUUGUAUUCCCUGGACCAGUUUCACCUGUGGGGCAUGCAUUUCGUAUAAAAUUACGUAUUGGAAUUAAUUCCACUGAGACUACGAAGAGGAAAAAUAAGAAUAAGACACUAAUAUGGUCUCAUCCUAUAGACCUGCCUUGGCCAUUGUUGAUACGACAACAGAAUAGUGAUAUUCUCUGCGCUUUAUCUUUAAAAUGGGAGGAGACUACAAAAUCCAACAGUAAAGAUGAUAUUGAAGAUGAGAAGGAUGAUGCUGGGAUCUAUUAUCCAGAAAUCUAUUUAAUUGUCUGUUCUCCAGAACCGAUUGGCUCACCUGGAAAGAUAAUACUACACUCGAAUGUGAUUCUGCGAAAUCUGUUGCCAGUUCAGUUAACUUGUACACUGAAUACUUCAACUAGUAAUAAUAAUAAUAAUAUUCCUGUUGAAAAAUCUAAAAAAUCAAAUCAAAAUGAAAUUAUUCAUAGGAAUACAGUGUUGUCCCCAACACAAUUCAUUAAUAUUUCAACUUCUCCAGCUACUACUGAAUUCAUUUCAACAUAUACAAACAGUAAUUCUGGUCAUAAAACUGUCAGUUGUGACUUACACAUGGCUUUCAAGGUGAACAGUAAUGUCACCUCUAAAGAUGAAGUAAAACAAAACGAUUUUUGGUCAGAACAGUUAAUAUUUAAAAUGCCAACAGCUGGCCAAUUGAAUUCACAAACAGAAACAAGUCAUAGAACAUAUAUUCAACUUUUCUACCAAGAUGAAAUCAACUGCCUGACAAAUCUAUUUUCAUUUUAUGCAAUUCUUACUGUUGAAUAUUAUGCUAUCAGUUUUAUCACUCCACCAAUUUGUAUAGUUACGAUAUCUCCAUUAUUAGAGAUUAUGAAUUGUAUGCCGAUCCCUUUGAAAUUAGAAAGUAAAGCAAUUAGUCCUCAACAGACAAUAAAUUCAAAUUCAUUAACAUAUGAAAUGAUUCCACCGGCUGCAUUUUAUAAUCAUCAAAACUCGGACGAUUCAACAUCUUUACAUCAUGACUGUUAUACAUCCAACCGGUUUAGUCGAUAUCCGUACACAUUGGCCAAACCUAUUCGACUUGUAUAUCAUUAUGACUUACUUUUGACAGGCACAUUACCUGAUGGUGAACCUAUCUUCUCACAUCCAAUUCGAUUAUCUGGUCAAGAAAUUCUAAAGAAAUUGGCUACUACAUAUUUAAAUUGUACUGUUAACUCUAAUUCAACUGCAUCGUCAAAUGAAAAUCUCAUCUCGAAGUCUAUACAGCAAAACACUUCAUUACCAGUUAUAUCUACGCUGGGUUUAAUACCGAAAUUACAUUUUAUGCAUAAUGACUACUUAAAUAACUUGCACAGUAGUAGUUACAGUGAUAGUAGUAGUGGUAGCAGUUAUACAAUGAAGUUAAAUGAAUCAAGCAAUUUACAGUAUAGUCUACGACUUGUAUUAAACUCACAAUUAUUGCUAAUCAAUCGUACAGGUAUUGAUUUACACUUGAAAUUACCGUCUAUGAAAAGUGAUAUGCCGUCAUCUUCGACUUCUUCCUCUUCUUCUGCUGCUGCUGCUGUGGCUACUACUACAAUGAAACGAGUUAUUUCAUUAAACGCUAGCGAAUCAGUUGCCUUAGCUCAGAAUCAACAUUAUUUCCAAUUGGGUAUUACAUAUAACAAUAAAGAAUAUUGGUCUGAGAUAAUAUCAAUUCAAUUACCACCAGUAAAUCAAUCCUGUGUAUUAAACAAUAAAGUUGACUACAGUUUAAGUUCAUUUGUAUGGAAUAAUAAACUGAAAACACUAUCAUUACCAAAUAUGCCUACAACAUAUAUUAAUUUAUUAAUAGACAAUAGAAUCUUAUGCUUACUUAUUUCUAUACAAUAUAAUAAUUAUAAUAUGAAUGAAGAAAAUAAAUUAAAUGAAAUAAAUACGCAUACUACUACUAACAAUAAUUUCAUUGUAACUAUUGAACCAAGAUUUCAUAUUAAUCCUAGUAUAUACAAUGACGCGUGGGGGUAUAAUUUGAAUACUCUGUGUAUAAGACCAAUUGUUAUUCCAUUAGGAGAAGAAUUACAGCAACAACAAGAAAAUACUACAAAAGUUAAUAGGAGUCUAUCAAGUACUCCUAUAUCCGCAUCACAAUUGAAUGAGUUCGCCAGUGAAGUAGUCUGUAACAACUCCUGUAAACCUCUUCUAUGGUGGACACUUUCGCGUGAUAUUGACAGGUCAUUGUCAAACAUUGAACUGCUAUACUGUAUGCAGAUAUCAAUAAAGUCAACUGUUGUCCAAUCAAAAUGGUCACAAGUAUUCCCAUUGCAUAGAAUUCCAAAAUUCCCUUACAAUACAACUAAUCUAUCUGAACAGUCUUCAAUACCUAUAUAUCUUUGUCAGGUAACUAUUCCUGUCAGCUUAGAAGAUUAUUCAUUUAACAAUUCCACUUUCUGUCCAACUUUACUCAUCAGUACAAUGGAAUGUGUAUCAACAAGUCAAAUAGUUAUACAUAUUAAUAAAACUUCAAUUCUACAAACGCUAAAUCCCUUUUCAAUACACCUUUUCAAUAAUACUCAUUCAUCUGUAUACUCUGUCGACUUGUUAGAUGAGUUAACCUUCUCAAAAGUAUCUUCAUCGCCUGGCAGGCCUAAAAAGUCAGAUACAAGACUUUUCAGUGAUUCAAUGACUAGAAUACUGAAAGCAUCAUUUGUCGACACUGACUUACGGUAUAAAUGCCAACCGAACCGUCAAAUAUCAAUUAUGCCACAGUCUCUGUUAGAUUUACUAUAUAUUGAUACUGUGAAUCGAAAUAAUAAUAAUAAUAGUAGUAACAAUACUGCAGAAAAUCUAAGCUUGAAUUUUUUUGAUCCAUCUCAUUUCAACUCACUGGAAUUAAAACUGUACUUGGAGGAAGAAAGCAAUGCAAGCGACACUGGUCGUUGUUGUUGUUCUUUGAAAGAUCCAAUUAGUAUAAAUCUCAAAGAUUUGUACUCUUCUUCUUCUUCUGUUGAUAGUGCAUUAAAACUGCCGAAUGGAUUAUGGCAGACACGGAAACACAUUAAUGAUCAAUUAUCAAUUCAUUUGUAUUAUUCAUUGAAUAACAGCUCCUUUGGUUUAAUUGUUCACUUAUUUGAUAAUUGUAUGAAUAAAAACGCGCCUAUUACCAAUCCUACAUUCACGUCAUCAUCAUCAAUACUGCCGACUUCUCUACUGAAUUCGUGUAAAUAUUUCAACAAAAUCAAUUUGAUAAUUAAUAAAGUUUGUCUACAUUUACUCACCAUUGAGAAUAGAAUAAUAAAUCAAAAGAAUGUUAACAAGAAAAAGAAGAAUUCAACAUCUACAUCGCCUAUGUCAUCUUUAUCAUCGUCUACGCUAACAACGUCAUCAGCAUUUACGGGUAUAAAACAUGGAUUCUAUGAAAUCCUACCACCACACGAUGAAUUCCUACGUUUUACACUAGUGAAUUUAUGCGCUACAGUAUUGAUGAAAGAUUCAUGCUUAACAAAUAAUAAUAAUAUUCUUCCGGCUGAUGAUAAACAACAACAACAACAGCCACUUAUCCUUGUAAAUAAACAAUACAAUUUUGAAAUUAGCUUACAACAUUUACAGUUAGAUAAUUGGUGUCAUGCAUGGACUAAUCUGUAUGAUUUCCCGGUAAUUCUACAAACAGUUAAAUUGAAAAGACCAAAAAUUAUUUGUCAGUUCAAUGUAACAUUGAAUAAACAACAAUGUUUGAAUUCAUUCAUAUCAACUUCUCCACCUGUUAUUACGUUAUUUUUUUAUCCGCCUAAUUUAGAUGUUUAUUUAGAAGAUUCUUUAAUUUAUGAUUUUCUUGAAUUAUUUAAUAAUUUUCUAUACAUUUUUGAUAGAUAUUAUGAUUUAUCGUGUCCAUUGAACACUGAUCAAACAUCUUCACUGGGCGGUGUUUCAAAUGCCAUUUUACCGCCAAAAAUAAUCAAUGAAAGUAGUGUUUUAGUUAAACAAUUAGUCAUUGAUGCAUUUAGAAUCAAAUUAAGUUUACGUGCAAUGUUUCGAUUAUAUUUAUCGUGUCAUUCAGCUCCAUUGAAUUUCACGGCAUUUAAACUUGUCAAUGUAACAGAUGUUGAUCAGUCUUGCAAUUCAACUAGUGUUCAUGGUUCAUUGGUAUAUUGGAGUUCGUUAAAAUAUUUGCUAACAGUGCAUUAUAUUACUCAAAUGCUAUUUCGUUCUGGUUGGUUAGUUGGUAGUUUAGAUUUAUUAGGUAAUGUAACUGGUCUACUCUAUUCUCUGGUUAAUGGUCUUAAUGAUUUGAUACAUUUACGUUCGACUGAGAUGAAAUCUGAUGAAGACGAGAGCAAAAUAGCCAUGAUUACGUUAUCUAAUCCAAGUGCCUUUGUAUCUCAAGAAAGUGGUAUAUCUCCGACUCCGACUAUUACAACAAUGACUGGUGUUAAUAUUUCACUGAAGAGUAAUCAAAAUAUUGGAUUUCUGUAUCGUCUCUAUCAAGGAGUUAGUUCACUUACUCGCCGAACAACUGGUGGCUUACUGUUAUCCAUCAGUGGAAUGGCAUCAAGUUUAGCUAGAAAUUUAGAUUAUCUCUCCUUGGAUCCUCAUUAUGAACAGCAUCAAGAUCAUAUACGCAGACAUCGUACGCCGAAAGGAUUUGGUGAAGGUAUUCAAUUGGGGUUGAGCAGUUUUGGUCUAUGCUUGCUUAGCGCUAUAGCUGGAAUAGCUGAUCAACCAUUACAGGCUAUUUUCAAAACGAUCGAUAAUCAACCAAACAAUCCUGAAUCAUCUUCAUCGUUGUCAUCAUCAACAUCGUUAGACAUUUUCAAUUCUCUGGAUGUUGUUGAUCAAUCAAGAAAUUAUAACUUUUUAUUAUCUACACUUGGUGGUUUUGGUCGUGGACUUGUUGGUGUAGUUACAAAACCGGCUGCUGGAGCUGCAGAAUUGAUUGCUCAAACUAGCAAGGGUUUGUUACACGGUACAAGUAAUUCAAUAGAAAUUACUAUUCCAAGUAAAUAUGGAGAUCCUUAUACUUCAUCUGAAGUUGGUUUACGUUUACAAUAUCAAAAUGUAGACUGUAUGAUAAUUUGCCAUUGGAGUUCAUUAGCAUUACAAUGUACACAGUGGAAUAUAACACCAUCAUCAUUAUCAUUAAAUUAUUCUAAAGAAGAUUCAUUGAUUCCCGGUUGGUUUACAACUGCUAUCUAUGAUCAUGAUACUCACGAAAUGGUUACUUGGUUAUCUGGAUCAUUGGAUCAGCAUCUAGUAUGCACAUCUACUAUAAAUGAAAGCGGAGUUGAUUAUUCACCUCACUUUUCUUGGUUUAAAACAUUCCCUGACAAAGUGUUAAAUAAUUUUGUCAAUAAAUUAAUUCCCCUCACCUAUAAACACUUGAAUGUAACUGAAUCUUCUACGAUAGCCAACAAUUCCAUGGUGAAAACAUCUAUGCUCAAUAAUAAUCCUCUGACUAUUAUUACUUCUUCGUCUACAAGUCUUCCGUUUAUUUCAUCGAUUGACUCUUGGAAAUGGAUUGAACAUAUUCUGCAAUUCAAUUCCAGCAACGAUCUACAAUGCCUGACAUCAAUUAUUGAAAAUUUCUGGUUAACAGAAGAAAAAAUGAAAGAAUCCACCGGUCGAAAUCAACAUAUGGAUGCCAACUGUAAUUCAUCAGAAAAUCUCCCUUGUAUAAAUGAUUCUUUUGAUUCUAAUAGGUCAGAUAUUCAUUCUUCUGAUAUACUUGUAUCUUCUGAUGAUCACCAGCGUAGUUCUAGGUGGAAACGAGUCAGAGAAUACUUGAUGGGUAUUAGUCCAUCAGAUUUGAUUCAUAUCUAAUUGGUUCCAGGUGUCCUGUCCUCUCUGAACUACAAAAGAAUAACUUGCCUGUAGGAAUUUAUUUUUUUUGUUUUGUGAUAUAUUUUUGUUUGUUUACACCGCCUUUGUGAGAAUGCCUACUUCUUUCCGCUUUUUAUCCACUGCUUUGAAAUAGCGGUGUGUUCACACGCUUAAUGUGAUAACUAUUUUUGUUUUUUCGUUACGAACGUGUUUCUAUUUCGCAGCUUUUGAUAAUAGUCAAUAUUUUUUUCAGUGUGAUAUAUUUUUGCGGUUUGUACUGUCUUUUAAAAAAAAUAUUUUUAAUGAAUAUAAU
This is a messenger RNA of Trichobilharzia szidati, 15409 nucleotides long. NCBI's taxonomy places the organism in Eukaryota, Metazoa, Platyhelminthes, Trematoda, Strigeidida, Schistosomatidae. The record is from the annotation of a GenBank genome assembly.